UAUGCGAUUGACGCUCUGUUGUCAUUGACAACUUUCGCGAAAAUGGAAACCGCAUCGCAAGCUCUUCAACUAUUAACUUCAUUGAAAAUUUUGCGUGAAAUUAAAAAUAUCCGAGAUGAAAUGCCAAGAAACCGACGAUCGCGCCGACGAUGGUGGAUUAGGCCAUCAAAUCGACGCCGUAAAACCGAAGGAUUCUACGAAACAGCGUUCGAUCUAAUGAAGAAAGGAGAUCCUGAUUAUUUUGUGCGAUCGGUUCGUAUGACACCAGAUGUUUUUCAGAAGCUGUUGGAAACUGUGAAGCAUCGACUAGAAAAAUUCUCCAUCAGAAAACCCAUAAAUCCGGAAUGCCGUCUUUUUAUGACGCUUAUGUAAGUACUCUCAAACGUAUUUAUAAGUUUCAGCUUAAUCAUUGCAAAUUAACAUUAAAUUCAAUAAAAACCGAAAAUGUUCGUGAUUCGCAUACCAAGAACCUCUUGAACAUUCGUGUUAUAGACAUUUGACUAUAUUGCUCUAUUUCAUUUCAGGUAUCUAGCGCAUGGAAUGAACCACUUUACACUGUCUCGUUUAUUCAGGGUUGGACGGUCUACAGCUCAUCGGAUUACACAGGAGGUAGUGAAAGUACUAUGGGAUGUACUGGUUGCUGAAUAUCUUCCGGUUCCUGAUGAAGAAACUUGGAAAACUUAUGCUUUAGAAUUUUAUCAUCAAUGGCAACUUCCCAACUGUUGCUCAGCUAUCGACGGGAAACAUAUAGUAAUACAGUGUCCUCCAAAGGCAGGAUCGGUGUAUUACAACUACAAGAAACAACAUUCAAUAGUUCUGCUUGCAGCUUGUGAUGCAAACUACAAUUUCGUUGCAGUUGAUAUCGGAGCUUACGGCGGAAAUUCAGAUGGAAGUGUGUUUUCGAACAGUGAAUUUGGGCGCCGUUUACGAGAAGGAAAUCUUGAUUUACCACCUGCAACUUGCCUACCAUAUUCAAAUCAACUUUCACCUCACUUCAUAGUUGGUGACGCUGCCUUCCCAUUGAUGAAUAACCUUAUGAGACCGUACCCGGGAAGAAACUUGCCAACAAUCAAAGACUAUUUCAACCAGCGUUUGUCGAGAGCUAGACGUACGAUUGAAAAUUCCUUCGGAAUAAUGGUUGCUCGAUGGAGAAUUUUGAAGGUUCCACUCGUAAUGACUCCUGAAGCCGCAGAAAACAUAACGAAAGCCAUCAUUGUUCUGCAUAAUUUCUCAAAUAAGCAUGCUAGACGUGUAUAUGCUCCACCUACGUUUCCGGACCACCUCAACCACACCGGUCAAUUUGUGGAUGGUGAGUGGCGCACAGUUGCAGAUCCAUUACCAAGUGUGACAGCUGAUUCCAUCAGCAGAAAUCAUAAUGCUCCAAGAAAUGCAUAUCAAACUCGAGAUAAUUUAGCUCAAUACAUAAUUAAAAAUCGUCUUCCGUUUGCAGUAUCACAAUAAUAAACAUACCAUAUACCUAUGUAAAUUCCUUCACUGCUAAACAUUCAGAGAUAAUAUUGUAUUCAGACAAAACUCUCAAAUUAGACAUAGUACCCGGGAUUUUAUUCAAUGUAUGAUUUGUUAUGAUUGAAAGAGAAUACGAGAAUAAAAUAAUUGAAAAAAUGUAAAAUUUCAUCCAUAAUUAGCUCAAUAAAUACCGUAAUCAAUCCAUCUACCAGUGACAAGUGCCUUUCUCGAGUCAGUCAGAUUCUAGUAACCAUCAUUAGGACAUUCGGAAGGCAAUUCUUGGACACUUUUUCAAAAGGGCGUAUCUGUUUUUGUAAACAAAGAUUCGAACGUCAAUUUCUCGGAAAUCUUAGCACUGCCACGCAAACUAACACUACCAUCAUAAAGGGUAACAUUUCCCCUACCUGAUGGUACAGAUACGUCCUUUUGAAUAAGUAUCCGAUAAUUUAUGAUCAAGAAGUUACAGAUUAAUUUUGUUGAUCGC
Molecule: messenger RNA, 1951 nt
Organism: Ochlerotatus camptorhynchus
Lineage: Eukaryota; Metazoa; Arthropoda; Insecta; Diptera; Culicidae
Exons: 1
Coding region: 541-1461 (306 amino acids)
Source: RefSeq, a predicted model, not a curated record